AUGCCCCACAAAUCCUCUGGCCCUCGUCGUCGUACUGCCGUAGCUUGUGAUCGCUGCCGUCGUAGAAAGAUUCGUUGCAUCGCAUGUGAAUUCCCAAAUCAACCUUGUAUGGCUUGUCAAAAAGCCCAUGCUGAAUGCCAUUUUUCCGUUUCUUCCUGGCGUUCUUCUCGAAAACGCACUACCCCUUUUCAUUGUCCUCCCCAUUCUUCUUCUUCUUCUUCUUCUUCUUCUUCCCUUUCCUACCCUACUACCCUCUCAGGUGACCCAUCUUCCAUCUCUACAUACCCUCCUCCUCUCGCUGCUUCCGCCCCUUCCAAACUCUCUUCCUUUCCUCCCUCUUUCGUCUCUUCCGCAGCCGCUUCGCCUGUUGAUACUUCUACCUCCUCUUUUCCCUCUCUCUCUGCUCCUUCAAAUUCCUCCCGCCAAAUGUUUUACCCCUCGUGUAAUCCUACCAAAAAUUCCUCUACUACACUUCCCUCAUACAACGAUCCCCAAGCUCCUCCUACUUCCUCUUCUUUCGUCUCUUCUCCCCUUGUACAGACUUCUCUUUACAUGUCUCCCCCUUCCCACCCCAUCGACCCUCCUAUCUCUCCCACCACGGUUCCCAUUAAACAAUAUGCAUCUUCUUCCUCUUCACCUCCUUCUCUUAGUGCUUCCAUCUCUUCUGUGUCUUCCGUUCCCGGAUACGUGGACCACGAUCCUCUUCAGCCAUACUCGUAUCAAACACAUCCUUUUUCUACCCACUUGGAUUCUUCUUCUUCUCCCUCAACACCAAAUUCAAACUUCCCGAACCAUACCUUUCCUUCUUCCAAUCUCUCAACUGCCAAAUUUCCUCAAGAUGGUUACGUCAACAAGCCUUUCCAUCAGCUUCCCAUGCUGUCAGACUUGUCCCUCCCAAACGUCCAACAAUCUCAUUCCACCAAACAAGAUUCUUCAAACUCCUUUUCUUCUUCUUCUUCUUCUUCCAAGAAUCAGCCCUUGAAUUCUUUUCACUCUACCAAUUCUCAGCUUUUGGGCGAUUCUGACUUUGACUAUUCUUCCUACCUUACAGACUCUUCUGACAGCGCUUCCCCCGCCGUUCAAACCGAUGAACCAGUCUCUCACACACUUACAACCUCCGGUAGUGAUCCCAUCGGCUCUGUUGACCCUCUUAGUCUUGAAAUUGAUCAGUUUACCAACCUGCAGGAAAGCGUUUCUUCAAAUAAUCCUUUGGAGACUUCUUUCUCCCAGUUCUCCAACUGCAAUCCCUCCAAGUCCACCGUUCUUCCCUGGACGAUUGGAUCCCCUCCCAUGCAAUCCUUUGCUUAUCCCGACUUUUGUGGAUCGCUGGAUGAAUCUUUCCAGUGCUUAGACUUUACCAAUGAAAACUUGUGGUGGGAGAAUCUUGAUUCUGAAAAAACCACCCCAUUGAAAACUGAAAAACCAAUACUCUCUUCAGGCAGCGGCGUUAUGGAGGAAAUGUCGCACUUCUUGAAAAAUCUCGAUGAUUAA
This is a messenger RNA of Schizosaccharomyces osmophilus, 1491 nucleotides long. RefSeq names its product DNA-binding transcription factor, zf-fungal binuclear cluster type. The coding region runs from base 1 to 1491 and encodes 496 amino acids. The transcript has a single exon. Gene Ontology annotation, biological process: regulation of DNA-templated transcription. The record is from RefSeq and is a predicted model, not a curated record. Lineage: Eukaryota; Fungi; Ascomycota; Schizosaccharomycetes; Schizosaccharomycetales; Schizosaccharomycetaceae. Gene Ontology annotation, molecular function: DNA-binding transcription factor activity, RNA polymerase II-specific; zinc ion binding.